This is a messenger RNA of Ostrinia furnacalis (Asian corn borer), 1653 nucleotides long. RefSeq names its product facilitated trehalose transporter Tret1-like. Gene Ontology annotation, biological process: transmembrane transport. NCBI's taxonomy places the organism in Eukaryota, Metazoa, Arthropoda, Insecta, Lepidoptera, Crambidae. The coding region runs from base 137 to 1561 and encodes 474 amino acids. Gene Ontology annotation, cellular component: membrane. The record is from RefSeq and is a predicted model, not a curated record. The transcript is spliced from 7 exons. Gene Ontology annotation, molecular function: transmembrane transporter activity.
GAUAAUCACUACAAUCAUCUCAAAUCUAUCCUCCAAGUCUGCAUUCGUCAACGCAAAGGAUGUGGUGUUGUGAAAUGUGAUGUGUUAAAAAUAUUUCGUGAAUUAUUAAAAUAGAUUGUCUUUAUUACCUGUGACAAUGUUGGAUUUCUUACGAAAUUCAAUUUUGAAGCAAUAUGCUGUUGUGAUUGUUGUGAACUUAAGCGUCCUCUUAAGCGGUAUGGGACUAGCAUGGCCUUCCCCAGUGCUGGUGAAGCUGAUGAGCGAGACGGAGACAGUUCUCUCGCGACCCAUCACAGAGGAGGAGGGCUCGUGGAUUGUGUCCAUUGGUCCUUUUGUUGGGACUUUCUCCGUCGUCAUUCCAAUCUUACUCGUGGACCGCAUCGGCAGAAAGCGCUGCAUUCUCCUUGCAGCAGCUCCGAAGCUAGCAGUGGGUCUGCUGCUGACGCUGGCCAGUGACGUGUGGAUGCUGUUACUGGGACGAUUGAUCUGCGGAGUUUGUGACCUGCUGGUGUUCACUGUGGUGCCAAUGUACGCGGCUGAGAUUGCCAGCACCACAGUCCGAGGCUCUUUGGGCACUAUCCCGCAGUUGAUGUGUUCGCUCGGCAUGGUCAUCAUGCUGUCCAUAGGCCCCUACACCUCGUACGUCACUCUCAACACCAUCUACACCUGUGUCGCCGUGAUCACCUUCGCCCCACUGCUGUUUCUGCCGGAAAGUCCUUACCACUUGUAUUCCAAAGAAAGAAACGAAGAGGCCAUCAAACUGCUGAUCCAUCUCCGGGGCUCGGAAGCUUUGGCCAAAGAGGAAAUAAAGGAAUACGCCCUCAGCCAGACUGAUGAGAAAAUUAGCAAGAAAGCACUCUUCAAGAACCGAACAUUUCUUAAGGCUCUUGGGAUAUCCAUAGUUUUGUUGAUGGGAACUCAACUGAUCGGGUUCAACGCAGUUUCUUUCUAUCUUCAGACAGUUCUGAAGUCCACACAAACCAGUGUGGCUGAGGAGACGGCAUCAGUUGUGAUAGGCUGUAUACAGUUGUCUGCAACUUUUGUGACCGCACUCAUAACGGACAGGUUCGGCAGAAAACCGAUCCUGUCAAUUACGCUGAUUGGGAUGACCUUUGGAAUGGUGGGUCUUGGAGCGUUCUUCAAAAUACAGGAGAAAGAUCAUCCCAUUUCAGGAUUCUUGAAUUACUUACCUCUCAUUUCCCUGAUCCUGGUAGUUUUCUGCUAUAAUGCAGGUAUCGGCUCUCUAAUAUAUGCGAUAUCAGCUGAACUCUUCGACGGACCAACGAGGGUUUAUGGCGUCUGCAUAUCCACUAUCAUGUCAGUCCUCUUCAUGUUCUUAACCUCAAAAUACUUCGCAAUGGUGUCCACCACCCUUGGACCACCCACCACGUACUGGUUCUUCAGCGUGAACUGCGUUUUAUUAUGCAUUUUCAUACUCUUCUGUUUCCCUGAGACUAAAGGAAAGACCUUUUUGGAAAUUCAAGAAGAAUUGGGCGCCAAAAGAAGCAGGAGUAAAGAUGGUAUUGAGAAAAAUGGUACCAGUGUUAAUGACAUUGCAUAGAAACAUAAUUUUUGUAUAAAUCGUGAUAAGUAAGGUACUAGUUGUUUUAUGUAAAUUGUUACGUAAGUAAAUGAAUUUUAAUAAAAGUCUGA